Molecule: messenger RNA, 942 nt
Organism: Cucurbitaria berberidis CBS 394.84
Lineage: Eukaryota; Fungi; Ascomycota; Dothideomycetes; Pleosporales; Cucurbitariaceae
Product: thymidylate kinase
Exons: 3
Coding region: 75-725 (216 amino acids)
Biological process (GO): dTDP biosynthetic process; dTTP biosynthetic process; dUDP biosynthetic process
Cellular component (GO): nucleus; cytoplasm; cytosol
Molecular function (GO): dTMP kinase activity; ATP binding
Source: RefSeq, a predicted model, not a curated record
CCAAGUCUUCAAUCUCCAGCACCUCAUACAGACCAGCGCCCCAUUUACAGCGAUAUCUCGCAACUCGGUUAACCAUGACUCGAGGCAAACUGAUCGUGUUCGAAGGCCUAGAUCGCGCAGGCAAGUCGACGCAAUGCGAGCUGCUAGUGGAAGCGCUUCAGAAAGACGGGGUUAGAGUGCGGCAUUUGCGAUUUCCUGAUAGAGCGACACCAAUUGGUCAGAUGAUUAAUAGUUAUUUGAGUGGUCAGAGCGAGCAGGAGGAUCACGUUAUUCAUCUUUUGUUCUCUGCGAAUCGGUGGGAGGUAGCCUCAUCGAUCCAGGCCGAUCUCACCGCCGGCACUACAGUCAUAAUAGACCGCUACUACUACAGCGGCUGCGUCUACUCGGCCGCCAAAAAGAAUCCCAGUCUUAGCCUCGAGUGGUGUCGAAAGCCUGAUGUGGGUCUUCCACGCCCUGACGUGUGCCUUUUCCUCGACAUCUCCGCUGAAGAUGCGGCGAAACGAGGCGGCUAUGGAACGGAGAAGUAUGAGAAGGAGGACAUGCAGCAUCGCGUGCGAGAGCUGUUUGAGACGCUGAUGCAGAGGAAGGAGGGCGAGGAUUUUGUGAGAAUCGACGCGGGUCGGAGUUUGGAGGAGGUGCAAAGGCGGAUCCGAGAGGAAGUAGAUCAGGGCAUCGAGCGAGUUGAUAGAGGAAACCUGCCGUUAAGGGUCGUAGGAGAAUGGUGAAAGGUAUUACACAGUUUUCAGCUUGCAGGCUUUUCCUCGUCGUCGUUCAAAUCCUCCAUCCAUGUCUCAUCUAGGUCUUCGUCCUGCUCAUCUAGGUCCUGUGCAUCUCCCGUGUCAGACUCAGCAGCAUUGUCGGCCUUCCUUUUCCGCUUUGGUUUGAACAAAGCUUUUAUUUCUUCCUCACCGCGUGUUCGUAGGCUCAGCUCCUUCAUCAUCG